UGCAAAGUAAUAUCAUACUUAAAAAAAAGGCAGGAAUAGGGUAUUUUUAUAACAUUACGGUAGUUAUUAAUUAUAUUCUGGUAACACUAGUCUUAGCAGUGUCUCACUGUCUGACGAAGGUACAAUCUGACAGAUUAAAAGUAUUGAUUUUGUCUCACAACAAAAUUGAUAAUGGAACCGAAUCCCGUAAUUAUUGCCGCGACUGCAAGGCAAACAGCGUCGCUUAUAUUUUUACAUGGUCUUGGUGACACCGGUCAUGGAUGGGCGAGCACUAUUGCCUCUAUCAGAGGCGCACACGUCAAGGUGAUAUGCCCCACGGCAGCCACUAUGCCAGUAACUUUAAACGCCGGUUUCCGUAUGCCGUCUUGGUUUGACCUCCGGACUCUGGACGCAACGGCGCCUGAGGACGAAGAGGGUAUUCUGAGAGCUACCAAUCUAAUACAUGGUCUGAUUGGUGAUGAGAUUAAGUCUGGAAUUCCUGCAAACAGAGUGUUACUUGGUGGAUUCUCUCAGGGAGGAGCUCUUGCAAUGCAUGCUGCGCUCACGUACCCAGAGAGAUUGGCUGGUGUCAUGUCAUUGUCGUGCUGGUUACCGCGUCACGCCAAUUUUCCUGAUUGCGUGAAAGCACCACUUGAUUUACCUAUAUUCCAAGCUCAUGGAGAUUGUGAUCCGGUGGUUACGUUUAAGUGGGGACAGAUGACUGCCUCAUUUCUCAAGACUUUUAUGAAAAAUGUUGAAUUCAUUACAUACCAAGGCCUUACACACAACUCCUCAGAUGCUGAACUAAAAGACAUGAGAGCCUUUAUAGAAAAAACUUUGCCCGCCAUUAAGUAAAAUAAUACAAACUUAAUCAUAUAAUACGAAAGAAGUUAAAACCGAUUUCACAACUAACUAGAUAUUAUGCCUUAGAUAUCCUUUGAAAAGUAAUUAUUAUGUCAUACUAUUAGGCUGCCCAGUGCCCAUAGUGCUCUCAAUAUUGUUUAGCAUUCUACGUACAGUCAAUUUAAUGUAGCGGUGUUAAAAUAUCUAUUGAAAUGUAGCUAGAGUUUAGAAACGCGUCUGGAAAAAAAUGCGGGAUUCGAACCUAAAAAUAUUUUUCAAGUACAGCAUAAUUAUAUUUGAAUAAACACGAAUUUAUCUUUUUGUUAUAAAAUUAUUUAAAGACUUAAGUGAUACCUAAUAAUACAACUGGAUAAUACAAAUUUAAAAUGUUUUAUGUAUCUACAUGAAAUAUAUUAGAAAUCUUUUUGAUCAGUUUAGAAUUAUAUUAUCUUCGUUUUUUCUUUUCCACUUGAAGCCGCGGAAUACUUUAAGGAUAAUAAUAUAUAAUAUAUGCUAUGCA
Molecule: messenger RNA, 1342 nt
Organism: Manduca sexta (tobacco hornworm)
Lineage: Eukaryota; Metazoa; Arthropoda; Insecta; Lepidoptera; Sphingidae
Gene: Apt1
Product: acyl-protein thioesterase 1
Exons: 5
Coding region: 172-834 (220 amino acids)
Biological process (GO): protein depalmitoylation
Cellular component (GO): cytoplasm
Molecular function (GO): palmitoyl-(protein) hydrolase activity; carboxylic ester hydrolase activity
Source: RefSeq, a predicted model, not a curated record